Oppiella nova is the source of this 534-nucleotide messenger RNA. The record is from the annotation of a GenBank genome assembly. NCBI's taxonomy places the organism in Eukaryota, Metazoa, Arthropoda, Arachnida, Sarcoptiformes, Oppiidae.
AUGGUGGGCGCCUCCCCCACGUGGUCUAUAGCUCCCAAACACGGCUACACGAGUCGGGUAUACGACGCCCUUAAGAAAGCCUCCAAAAGCAAUCACUUCACCGUCUACUGGAAGGAUGACAUACCGGAGCACUUCCAUUACAAACACAAUCGACGGGUAUUACCGAUAUUUCUGAUGGCCGAUGAGGGCUGGGAUGUGUUCAAAGAGGGCAAGAAGUGGAGGCCGAAGGGCUAUCCCGUGUGGGGUAAUCACGGGUGGGAUAACACUCUGCCGUCAAUGAGACCCCUAUUUGUGGCGAAAGGACCGGCGUUUAAGUCGAGAUAUGUGCACAGCCGGGUGUUUCUCAAUACCGAUCUGUUUCCACUUAUGUUACAGAUAUUAGGACUUCCCUCUAAGCAGUUCCCAAGUGAUGGUUCACUCGAUAAUCUGUUUCCACUUAUGUUACAGAUAUUAGGACUUCCCUCUAAGCAGUUCCCAAGUGAUGGUUCACUCGAUAGUGUUGUCGAUUUGUUGGCUAAUCAUCGAUUCAAAUGA